Lichtheimia ornata is the source of this 2625-nucleotide messenger RNA. RefSeq lists its product as uncharacterized. The transcript is spliced from 2 exons. Gene Ontology annotation, biological process: protein phosphorylation; microtubule cytoskeleton organization; intracellular signal transduction. The record is from RefSeq and is a predicted model, not a curated record. Gene Ontology annotation, cellular component: cytoplasm. The coding region runs from base 1 to 2625 and encodes 874 amino acids. Gene Ontology annotation, molecular function: ATP binding; tau-protein kinase activity; protein serine/threonine kinase activity. Lineage: Eukaryota; Fungi; Mucoromycota; Mucoromycetes; Mucorales; Lichtheimiaceae.
AUGUGUUUGCCAUUUUCAAAAAGCGAACAUAGCAAAAGGGGAUCUGUGGCACCUUCAUCAUCAUCCUAUCUGGAUAAUAAACGGCGCAACAGCACAGGCGCUGGCAUAACAACUCAUCAUCAUCAUAAUCAUCACCGCCGUCAUUUUCCUCUUUCUUCUCUUCACUCUCAACAACAACAACAACAACAACAACGUCGUGCAACUUCUUGCUCCCGUAGAGUCCUCCAACAACCUCUUCCAACACGUCCCAACAUGGCGACAGCUGCAUUCUUGGAUCCAACACCUCCUCCCUCUGAUCAACAUCAUUUUCCAUCAUCAUCAUCUUCAUCCCAACAAAGAAAACAACAUCAUCAUCAACAUCAUCAACAUCACGUGCUGCCUCCAACACCACCAAAGGAAAAGUCAACAGCUCCCUCUUCUUCCUCCUCAUCACCACCACGGGAUCACUGUGCAUCGGCCAAUCCAAAGUCCAUUGGCAACUAUGUCUUACAACAGAAUCUUGGCAAAGGGUCGAUGGGCAAGGUUAAAUUGGGUGUUCAUAAUGUAACUGGAGAAAAGGUGGCUGUCAAGAUUGUACCUCGAGCCAAUUUCCAGCUUGUGGCUGUGCGUGGUAAUAAUAUCGAAGGAGGCAAAACGAUGAGACAGCAAACGGCCAAAGAGCAAGCGCGUGAGCAUAAUCGAGAGCUGCGUACGAUACGAGAAGCGCAUAUUAUGAUGUUGUUUCGGCAUCCACACAUUGUGGGUUUACGAGAUAUGGUUGUGUCGGGGCCCUAUUUUUACAUAUUCAUGGAGCACGUGGGCGGUGGUCAACUGCUGCACUACAUUAUCAAACGACAACGAUUGUCCGAACGCCGGGCGAGGCACUUUGCACGACAAAUUGUGAGUGCGCUUGAUUACAUGCACCGCAACUCGAUUGUACACAGGGAUCUCAAGAUUGAAAACAUCCUUCUUGAUAAGGCUGGUCGUAAUAUCAAGCUCAUUGAUUUUGGAUUAUCCAAUUUAUUUGGUCCCGAGAAGCUGCUUACCACGUAUUGCGGUUCACUAUACUUUGCUGCUCCCGAGUUAUUGCGUGCUAAUCCAUACAAGGGUCCAGAGAUCGAUGUAUGGAGUUUGGGUGUGGUUAUCUACGUCAUGGUCACUGGUACGGUGCCCUUUGAUGACAAGUCAAUGCCUGGUUUGCACGAUAAAAUCAAACGUGGCCACGUGAAUUACCCAGCACACAUGUCACCCGAAUGCCUCGAUUUGCUGCGCCGCAUCUUUGUCACUGAUCCCGCCAAACGUGUCAUUCUCACCGAUGUGAUCCGACACCCAUGGUUGAAUCCUGAUCCAAACGUUCCACCUGUAAAGAACUUUGUCCCAGCACGUAAACCCAUUCAACUCCCUCUCGAUGAAACCAUCCUCGAACAAAUGACAAAGGGUUUUGCUCUUGGCACGGCUGAUGAGAUCCGUCAAAAACUUGAAGUCAUUGUUCAAUCCCACGUGUAUCAAGAUGCCGUUCAAUACAUUCAACAACAACAUCAGCAAUUUGCAUCAUCAUCAACAUCAUCCACGUCACUCUCACCCGAAGAACAACGAUGCAUUAUGCCCUAUGAUGAUCCACAAUCGGUACCCGAUGCCUAUCAUCCUUUGCUAUCCAUUUAUCAUCUUACGCGUGAGCGCAACAUGGAAUUGGAAGGCGCAUCCAACACCAUGGCAUCAGCAAGUAAUGCCAACAAACCCGUACUUUCACGCAAGGCUUCUGUUGAAUCGGCUAUUUCUGCAUCAGGUGUCAUGAUGGGUGGUACAGCAUCCGCUCGUAGCAGUCAAGCAUCCCUUGGCAACAACAACAGCAACCCACCCCAGCAUGAUCAACAACAUAACAACAAGGUCGAAGUGCCACAAGGUGAUGCACCCGUGUUACCAUCAUCAUUGCCAAAUCGUCCCGAUUAUCAAUUGCUGGCUGAUGCCAGUAUUCCUGGAUUUGCAUCACAACCUUCUGCUUCCUCGGGUGAUUAUCUUUCACGUAUUCAACGUUGGCUUCGAUCAUCCACAUCUCAACAUCAUCUUGUUGUGGAAUCACCUACACCCACACCCUCUUCUCCUCUUGCACAACAACAACAGCAACAUCAUCAUCAACAACAGCCAUUUUCAAGACCCCCUUCGCCACAACCAUCAUCAUCCACAGCACCACAACAACCACAACAACAAGAUCCAUUGCCAACACCACCUGAAUCAACGCACAAUACAACACCAUCCACCACCACUGAAAAGAAGCCACAUACAAUUUUGCGCAAGAUUUCAAGUGCGUUUUUGCGAGGAAAACAGCCAGCUCCUGAUCCAUCCCUUUAUGAUCGACCUUUGCCACCUCUUCCACCUCCCUCUAAUAAUACACCAGCAGCGCCGGUUCCCGUUGCAGCAACACCUACAUUAAAGUACAGCAAGCAGCAGGCUGCCAUGAUCACUGAACCACCUCAACCACAACCUUCCAUGAGUACAAGCACGACGGCUACCACUGCCUCCUCUUCCAAAGCCAAAAAGGCAGGAGGACAUCAACGAUCAGCAUCCACCACCUCAGCACAGUAUAAACGUAGUCUUUCUGUCAAGAUUAGUGCAUGGCUUAAUCGCUCCUCCUCCGUUCACAAGUAG